Hypanus sabinus (Atlantic stingray) is the source of this 5139-nucleotide messenger RNA. RefSeq names its product SITS-binding protein. The record is from RefSeq and is a predicted model, not a curated record. Lineage: Eukaryota; Metazoa; Chordata; Chondrichthyes; Myliobatiformes; Dasyatidae. The transcript is spliced from 10 exons. The coding region runs from base 221 to 2314 and encodes 697 amino acids.
UACCCCGGUCGCCAAAUUCUCAUGCUCUCCCGCUCUGAUUCCUGGCGAAGUGUUUGUUUUGCUUUAUCAGGCGCCGCUCCAGCCCGGGUCAAGUGCCGCAGCAGUUCAGCGGCAGUUUGCACCGAGCCCUCUGCCGGACAGCACGGGGCUUGGGGCUCAGGGCUCACUAGGAGCGGGGCAGUGUAGCUCCCGCGGUUCCUGAGCCCGGCGGCGUUGGGAGAUGGCGCGACGGCCCAGAGAAAUGGCCAACGCCGCCGGCGACUCCAGCUUGGACCCCGGCAUUAAAGAAAUGAACGAGACGUGGAAGGGGACGGUCGCCUGCCUGGGGGUCGCCUUACUUUUCCUUAUGACCAUCGGCGUCCUUUACUGGCAGGUAGUGGAUAAGCCGGACACCAACUGGAUUCUGAGGGGUCAGGUCAGCGGGCUGGUGUGGGACAGGAGGACCCUAUCCUUCUCACUGAUGUCCCUCAGCCAGGACAAGACUUUCGCUCGCAUCGACGCCCGCCACUUGUCUGGCCAAGGAGUCACCCUGCUAAAUAAUCUUUGCUGGUUCAAUACCACCCGGUUCUGUUACACAUGGGACGGCGUGGGCGAACUCCAGGUGUCCCUGGAUGCACAGAAUCAGAGCGUGGCGGAGUGUUACCGGGUAGACUGGACACCCCUCCACUGCCAAGUGGCGCUGAAGGAUUGCUUUUCCAUGGUGAAUGUAUCCUGGUAUGGAGGAGGAAGUAUGCACUUACAGUACUGGCCCAUAAACAAUGCAAACAUCGACUGGCAGCCAUUCAUUAUCAGUGAUCUACAAGACACACCCACUGGUUAUGGAUCAGUAUUAGAGAGAUACUUCCUUGGAUCAACAGGUGUGGCUGUGCGUGUUCAUCAGGAAGUCCCAUUACAUGUUGGAAUUGAGAGCAGAAAACAUUUGUGCCUGGGGAUCCCACCCAAUGCUGAGAUGGUGCCCUUGAGGUAUACGAUAUGUGUGAGUGACAGUCUGAGAUCAGCCCAUCAACAACUCGGCAGUGUGAUCCCUGUGAAUCAGCCUGACCAGCCUGACACCAGCAUUUUAUGGCUACCGCUCUGGAGGUCACAAAGGGUUGCUGACAUUGCAUUAAGGCUGGAGCAUAAUCUGAAGGCUUUGUCCAGAAAACUGAAGCAUCAUGUUCUGGGAGAGGGAGUGAUGGAUCUCAGCGAACAAUCUACACUGCUACUGUCUGAGGCAUAUGAAUCACUUCACUUGCAGAACAGAUUCCGUGCCCUACGUCAGCUAAGGUUGUCCAUCACUCUCUCUCCUUUCAUGAGCAUCGAUUCCUACCACUUCCAGAGUACCCUACAAGAAGGGCGAGAGAAUUUCUGGCUCUCUCUUUCAUCAGCAGCAAAUGGAUCUCAGGGGCCCAUCCUGAUGAAGUGGAAGGGGAGGUUUGCGGUGAAGUUGAACAUCAGCAAUGAGGAGGCAAAGGACUGGUUCAUUGAGCAGGUGCGCAGCCUGCAGAGAAGAAUGAAGAUCAACUAUAUCAGUCUGGAAGUUGGAGUGGGAAGCCCCUACAUGAGACGGGCACAGUAUCAUUCCUGCCGACUCUGUGGAGAUGAAUAUGUCAACCAGUUCGCACUGCUGGCAGAGGAGCUGGGAAAUGCAACAAUUAUAUCAGCUGCUACUAGGUCUGCCCACUUGCCAGUGUUUGUUCGAAUGGUACCUCGACAGUCUGACUGGAGUUAUGCAGGUUUAAAAGGCCUCAUUCCCUCUGUCCUUCACUACAGUUUGCUGGGAUACAGUUUCUUUAUUCCAGAUGCAGUAGGAGGUUCUCUGACAAAUGGCUUUCUUGCAGACGAGGAGCUGUUUAUCCGGUGGCUGCAGGUUGUAACUUAUCUACCUGUGAUGUCUUUCAGCAUGCCGCCAUGGGCAUUUGGGGAGACCUGGGUUGUGAAUGUGACCCGGUCGUAUAUACACAAACAUCAGGCUUUUGUGGUGCCACUUCUGUUGAAAUAUGCUGCAGAAUGGGCAUCCCUUGGGCACCCUGUGUUUAGGCCGCUUUGGUGGGUCAGCCCAAAUGACCCAAAUACAUUUAAAAUCAAUGACGAGUUUCUGAUUGGUGACGAGGUACUGGUGGCACCAGUGACGGAGCCGGGCAGAGUCCAUAGAAACAUCUACCUACCAGGAAGCAACUACCAGUGGAAGGAUGUGAAUACAGCACAGGUGUUUGAUGGUGGGACCCUGUUGCAGGACUACCCUGUGGCCCUGGUUGACGUGGCAGUUUUCAUCAGACAGGAGCCCCGGGAUCUACCAUCUACAGAGAGCCAGCAAGCAACAUCCCAGGACUGAGGGACCAAAGCUCUUCACCAUUCUUGAACAGUCAACAGGACUUUCACUACUGACAAUAGCUUGGCUGCCUGCACUGUCUUAAGUGUCAGCAGGUGCCGUCAAUGGACUGUGACAAAGGAACAGCCCAGUCUGUGAUCACCAGCUCCCUAGGGGAAUGGUGCAAAAACUGGCUCUUCCAUCACCUGUUGUAAUUUGUGCAGCAGUUCUGGCCCGAACCUUCCACCAUCAUGCCUUAAUGUUGCCUGUGAGGCUGAACUGUUUACUGGUGAUAGCUGAACUGAGUGUUCAUCAGGUACAGGACAGGAAGUAGCCCAUGCCCAAAACAAGGUUGACCUUGGAGUAGGGCUCAGAUCCAGUUUGAAGCUCAGGUUUAGGCCCAUGCUUGAACAGACCCAGGCUCUGCUUCAGGACCAGGCCCGAUUCUGGGCCAGCACAGUCACACAUCACCAUAGUCUUUAACUUUUUUUUCACAGGCAUUCAGAUAGCAAAACUGUAGCUUACGGUAUGUUUAGUUUACAAAGAAAAAUGUGGUUGAGAAAUGAAACAACUCCAUUUCAGUCACUCACCCUCAUCACCAGCGAAAGCACAGGAUAAGACGUCAAGUCAAACUCCCUGUGUGCUACCCCAUCCAACAUCACAGGGCAGAUGAAGCACAGGACAGAAACAAGAUCACUCUACACAAUAUACUGCCAAGGUGGGGCAGCACCAAUCAUAGAAAUUCAAACUCUCUACACUGUCUCAUAAAUACUCCCAAGGGAGGGUCAGCACAUGACUCCUCACUGUCCUACCACACACUGCAAGGACAAGGACAGCAUGGGUUAGAUACAGAGGAAAACUCUCUCUGCACUGUAACAUUAAAUACUCCCAAGUCAAGGACAGCUCAAGAUAGACACAGAAUACUUGCAAGGCAGGGUCAGCAUGGAUACACCUUUCCCUGCAAAAAGGUCAUGUGUUAUGUGUGUCUAUAUCAACAGUAGAGUUUAGAAUUAUUUAGAAACACUAUUUAUCCAGUACCCCAGUAUCAAGCUGUUUUUAUCCACCUGUGUCUGUGUGUGGCACUGUAGCCAAGGAGCCCUCACCAUCACCAUACCCACAGUCUGAAAGUUUUAUACUUCUCUUCUCCCCAACAUAUCUGGUUAUAGGCAGCAGUAUAGAGGAAUACCACCAUCUCGUAUUUCACUCAGAGUCAAGCAACAUGGGAUGCAUUAUUGUCAGGUCAGAUCCCGUGGACUCCCUUCCCAAGAACACUGUGGAAGCACCUUCAGCAGAAGGACCACAUGGUUCACCACUACCUCAAGGGUUGUUGGUGAUCAGUAAUAACUGCUGGCCUUCCAGUGACACAGAACAUCCUGCAGAGGGGUUUCAGGAUCAGGUUUAAUAUCACUGGCAUAUGUCGUGAAAUUUGUUUUGCGGCAGCAGUACAUUGUAAGAAAAGUCUAUAAAUUACAAUAUAAAUUAGAUAGGUAGAGGGGAAAAAUGCUGAGAUGGAGUUCAUGAGUUAAUUUACCAUUCCGAAUCUAAUGGCAGAGGGAAAGAAACUGUUCCUGAAACAUUGUGUGUGUGUGUCUUCAGACUCCUGUACCUCCUCCUCAAUAGUAGCAAUGAGGACAGGGCAUGUCCUGGGUGAUGGGAAAAUCCUGCCUGACAAACCUAGUGGGGAUGUCACCACCUUGAGGCAUUGCCUGGAUGCUGGGGAGGCUAGUGCCCAUGAUGGAGCUAGCUGAGUUUAUAACUUUUUGCAGCUCUUUCCAAUUCUAUGCAGUACAUGGCGAUACAAGCAGUUGGAAUGUUGUCCACGGUACACCUGUAGAAAUUUGCGAGACUCUUUGGUGACAUACCAAAUCUCCUCAAACUUCUAGUGAAAUAUAGCUGCUGUGGUGCCUUCUUUGUAAAUGCAUCAAUAUGUUGGACCCAGGAUAGAUCUUCAGAGAUCUUCACACCCUGGUACUUGAAAGUGCUCACCCUUUCCACUGCUGAUGCCUCAAUGAGGACUGGUGGAUGUUUCCCUGACUUUCCCUUCCUGAAGUCUACAUUCAAUUCUUUGGUCUUACUGACAUUGAGUGUGAAGUUGUUGUUGUGCUACCUUCUAGCUCGCCUUCUCAUCACCAUCAGAAAUUCUGCCAACAAUAGUUGUGUCAUCGGCAAAGUUAGCUGUGCCUUGCCACGUAGUCAUGGGUGUAGAGCAGGAGUUCCCAAUCUUUUUUAUGCAAUGGAAUCUUACCAUUAACCGAGGGUUCUGUUGACCCCAGGGUGAAAUUCCUGCUGCGGAGAGAGCAGAGCAGUAAGCACACUUCCUUGCACGCUUCCUUGAGGUGUGCCAGCAUUGACUGUCAGAGAGGAGACAUUAUUUCCAAACUGCACGGACUGUGGUCUCCCAAGGUUCCACUUGCAGAGGGGGAUACAGAGGCCUAGGCUUUGCAGCUUGUUUAUUAGAACUCAGGGUAUGAUUGUGUUGAGCCCUGAGCUAUAAUCAAUAAACAGCAGUCUGAGGUAAUUGUUUCUGUUGCCCAGGUGAUCUGAGACUGAGUGGAGAGCCAAAGCUGUAUUUGCUGCAGAUUUAUUGUGGCUGUAGGCAAACUGGAGUGGGCCCAGGUCCUUGGGCAAGAGUUGAUUCUGGCUUUGACCAACUUCUCAAAGCACUUCACAGUAGAUGUGAGUACAACCGGGUGGUAGUUGUUGAGGCAGCUCACCCUGCUCUUCUUGGGUACUGGUAUGAUUGUCGCCCUUUUGAAGCAAGUGGGAAUUUUCAACCACAGCAGUGAGAGAUUAAAGUUAUCUUUGAACACACCUGCCAGUUGGUUGACACAGGUUUUUAAUGCCGUACU